GCCCCCGUGUGGCCAUAAUAAGCCACUACAGCCAUGAAAUCAAACUUAAAUGCAAUGCACCAUAGUGAAGGAAAAUCAUUACGACGUAUUAGGUUCUUUUUAAAUACCAUUCUACUCGAACAAAGUAAUCCAGUCUGUUUGUUAGGUAGCCCCCCUCUACAGACUGGGACGGAGCAUCUUCUCUGUCAGGAUGUCAACAUCUGAAAAUGCUUGGUCAUCUGGAGCUCGUGAUGCAUCACAGUCCACGUCGGAGGUUGAGCUGCGGCUCGCUCUUCUAGGAAAGACGGGAUCGGGAAGGAGCUCCUCUGGCAACACCAUCUUGGGCAGGCCGGCCUUCAGGGUGGACGUCUCCCCCAGCUCUGUCACCACACGUUGCACGAUGGAGACUGGGACAGCAGGCGGAAGGUGCAUCUCUGUGAUUGACACGCCAGGCUUCUUUCACACACACUUGUCCACUCAGGAGGUUAUAGGAGAAGUGGGACGGUGUGUAGCCCUGUCCACUCUUGGACCCCACGUAUUCUUGGUGACCCUGCAACUUGGCAGGUUCACCCAGGAGGAGAGCGAUGUCCUGCAGUGGAUCAAGGCAACAUUUGGACCUGAAGCCACCAGGUUUAUACUGGUGCUGUUCACAUGGGGAGACCAGCUGCAAGGAAAACGUGUGGAAGAGUUUCUGGAGCAGAAUGAUGAGCUGUCUGCAUUUGUCAGCAGCUGCAAUGGAAGCUUUCAUGUAUUUGACAAUAGCCAGCAGAAGAAUAUGACUCCCUGCUCCCAACAAGUGGAGCAACUUCUGACAAAGAUCAACAAGAUUGUGGAAAGCAACGGAGGCGGUUGUUAUAGCAACCACAUGUUCAAGGAGGCUGAGAAUGCCAUCAGGAACACCCAGGAGAGGAUUCUGGAAGAAAAGCGACAAAGGUGGCUACAUGUUGAGGAUGACGAAACAGAGGGCCAACAGCCAGAGCUGCAAAAGGGGCAGAGGGAGGAGGAGGCUGCCAGACGGAGGGCAGAGAGGCUCUUCUGGUGCGAGCUGUUGACUGCGAUUGGAACAGGUGCAGCUGAAGGGGCUGGUUUCACUGAGACGGAUAAAGGCAAAGGCAAAGCUUUGAAGAAAGUCAAAGUGGUGGAGAAGGCGGCGGCUCUGGUCACCUCGCCAUUCUCCAUCAGUUCAGCUGCAAAAGUGGUGGGAGGUGCUGUGAGAGAAGGAAGUAAGGUGCUCUACAAGCACCGUAAAACAUUCCUACACUGACUGACUGGAUUCCAGGCCUGGCUCUGCAGUCCACUAAAACGCAUAUCGAAAUCAGUUCACACGAUCAACACGCCACACGAGGCGUCAGUCCGUCACAUCCACUUACAUGUGUCGUUGAUAUCAUGCACCGCAUAAAAAGCACACAUUUCCAAUGUGUUUGCACUGAUCAAGAAAAAAAGGCAAUGAUAAUAAAUGUGCAAUUUAAUUUAGAGCGGAAAACACAUUUAAAGUUAAAAAAAAAAGAAAAAAAAUCCUGACUACAGCUAAAAUGAUAGCUUACAUUGGAAUGAAUUUCUAUUUAUAUUACACGUUUAUGUUUCAUUUUUGGCUUCUGUUCAUGCAAAAAAUGGUGAGCCCCUUUUAGUCCUGUGAUGAAACGCAUCAUCCUGAGAAAAAUUAAAUGAGAGAAAAAAAAAAAA
Molecule: messenger RNA, 1662 nt
Organism: Hippocampus comes (tiger tail seahorse)
Lineage: Eukaryota; Metazoa; Chordata; Actinopteri; Syngnathiformes; Syngnathidae
Product: GTPase IMAP family member 7
Exons: 2
Coding region: 191-1243 (350 amino acids)
Molecular function (GO): GTP binding
Source: RefSeq, a predicted model, not a curated record